CUGGCACCACUCCCCUCUAGCCCUUGCUCUCGGAAGUAGUGAAGUUACGGGAGGUGCGGGGUGGAGCGCUCAGUGCCAAGCAUUGUUUACUUUUAUUUACAUACACAUCGAGUCUUCAUACAUAGCCCAGCCCCCAGCCCCACGCAGCUGCGCCAGCUGGUCCGGGAUACAGGCUGCCCUGCUCAGCAGCACAUGGAGGUACUAGAGCUGUGUGUGCGGGGUUAGCGGUCACUGCGGGAGAAUGUCUUCUCUUCAGGGCAUUGGUCUGGCAGCAGCUCUCCUGGCGGCCUCUGGAGGGUUGGCCUUUGCUUCAUGGAGCUACAUCUCUACUAGGAGACAAAGGAGAACAGCAGCCCCGGACAUCGCACCAGUGCACGAGCAGGGACACGGGAGAGAACAGCUAGGCUGUAUACCAGUCCCGGAUGGGGACAGUGGGGAAGACCCGGUCCCGGACAGUUCACCAGUGCAGCAGCAAUGGGACAGGAGAGAACACCUGGGCUGUAUACCAGUCCCGGAUGGGGACAAUGGGGAAGACCCGGACAUUGCAUCACUGCAGCAGGGGGACGAGGAAGAAGAAUUGGGCCACACACCUGUCCUGGAUGGAGAGAAGGGGGCAGGAGCACGCCCGGACGUUACACCGGUGCAGAAGGAGGACCAGAUCAAUAAGAGCGAAACAGGCUCUAUACCAGUACUGGAGGAAGACAAAACAGCAACCCCAGGUACCACACAUCUAUAUGAGGGGAAUAUGAGUGCAAACCAAGACUUCAGCCCAGUACAGAGAGAAGAAGAGAGAACAGGCCCCUCACCAUUACUAGAUAUGGGAGACAAGAGAGAAGCUUCGGACAGAACAUCUGUAGAGCCCCCUGUGGAAAAGGAAAUAACUGUCAUUAAUUCAUCUGCUGAAAUACAGCAUAAGGGAAAAACGUCACAAGUUUUGGUAUUAGGACUUGAUGGGUCUGGAAAGACUAGCGUGCUGAAUUCCAUCGCAGCCAACAGAGGGAAGCAAAUGACAACACCUACAGAAGGAGUUAAUGCAAUGUGUCUCAACAAUGGAAAUUCUAAAAUGGAGUUUUUGGAAAUUGGAGGCAGUGAACAGCUACGUCCCUAUUGGAAAAUGUACCUCUCCAGGGCAUUUGCAGUAAUUUUUGUAGUGGACUCUGCAGAUCACAGUCGCCUUCCACUGGCUAAAAGACAUCUUCAUCAGCUGAUUCAACAAGACUCUGUCCUUCCACUUAUAGUCCUCGCUAAUAAACAGGAUCUAGAAAAUGCAUACCACAUCCCUGAAAUCCACGAUGCCCUUGCACUGUCGGAGAUUUGUGAAAAUAGAAAGCUGUUUUUAAUUGGGACACAUGUGACAAAAGAUGGCCCUGAAAUUUCUUCUGGCAUUCAAGAUGCAAAGGAAUUCAUUUCACAGCUGCAGUCAGAAAAUUCUUCUACUAUAACAUAGUUCUAUUUGUCCUAAGCUACAGACUGUAUCAUCAUUUUAAUGAGGAAAUGGUCUAGCAUUAAAUGGCGCAGACUACUUUGCAUAAGCAAGCCGCUAUUCCUUCGUGCUAAUAGGUGGUCCGUUGGAAUGGAGACUUCAAAUAAUUGUUCUACACAGUAUAUUUUUAAAAGUCAUAGUAGUACAAUGUUUUUCAUGUUUGAUAACUGUUCUUGGGAAACGGUAAAUCUUUUAUACAAUAUACAUCUAACAGAACUUGAACUUGGUGGGGUUUGAAAUACAACUAAUAUGGUAGGACAACUUCAGCUAUUACCUGUUUAGCUCUGCUAUCAGCAAGUACAUUUUAUACAUAUGCCAUAGGGUGAAUUCAUACAUGACUGAAUUCACAAUACAUAUAUAUUAAUAUAUAAGUUCCAGUUCAGCUUGUCUGUUUCCUUGCACUUCAAUACAGAUACCCUAUUCCACUUACAAAUGUGUUUUGGUGGUGUCAUUCAGAUCUUCCCAGCAUAUCUAUAUGAUUUAUCAAAUGCUGGAGAGAGGUAAAGUACCAUUCACCUUCUGUCAUUUUACAGGCCGUGUUUGAAAAAUGACAGUAGGAGCAGAUUGCUUGGCACUUUUUCUCUCUCCAUUUUACUGUAUUUCUCUCCAAGCUUACGGUAGGUUUGACAUUUUGUUGCACUCCUGUAAUCGGGUACUUCUUUUUCUAUCCGCUGUCCAUACAAAUAUAAUAGAAUAUAUACAGUGAAAAUGGACAUGUAAUCUUCACAAUAAACAGCAAAAGUAUA
Molecule: messenger RNA, 2229 nt
Organism: Pseudophryne corroboree (corroboree frog)
Lineage: Eukaryota; Metazoa; Chordata; Amphibia; Anura; Myobatrachidae
Gene: ARL9
Product: ADP ribosylation factor like GTPase 9
Exons: 4
Coding region: 242-1447 (401 amino acids)
Molecular function (GO): GTPase activity; GTP binding
Source: RefSeq, a predicted model, not a curated record